Colletotrichum navitas is the source of this 362-nucleotide messenger RNA. RefSeq lists its product as uncharacterized. Bases 81 to 332 code for a protein of 83 amino acids. NCBI's taxonomy places the organism in Eukaryota, Fungi, Ascomycota, Sordariomycetes, Glomerellales, Glomerellaceae. The transcript has a single exon. The record is from RefSeq and is a predicted model, not a curated record.
CUUCUCUAAACACCUAUCACCCAAUACUUUUCCAGCAACAUACUACUUUUCUAGCAACAUACUGCUCUAAGAACCUCAGCAUGAAGCUCUUAAUCUACAUGGUUUCUGCUGUAUUAGCCACUGUUGCAACAGCCAAAAGCUGCACAACCGAAUUUGGAACAGGAGAGUGUGCUGCAGGAGGUUCUAUUUGCGUUGUUACCCAACCUCUCACUAGUAACGACUGCCCUGGAGGCGUAGUACGUGCCUGCACGACCUCAUCUGGUGUUGGAGAGUGUAGUGGAGCAGGUUCUAUUUGCCUUGUUACCAAGCCUCUCGCCGGUGGUGGCUGUUGAAGUGCAUGGAUACGGCGGUCAAUUGCAACG